Molecule: messenger RNA, 558 nt
Organism: Camellia sinensis
Lineage: Eukaryota; Viridiplantae; Streptophyta; Magnoliopsida; Ericales; Theaceae
Source: RefSeq, a predicted model, not a curated record
AUGAAUCGACGAACUGGUAGUAACAAUCGGCGAGGGAACGUAACUAAUAAUGGUAGUGGUUCUCAAGCAGUUGGAGGAAAUCAGGGGCAAGAGUUGGGACAACAAGAACAAGCUACAAUCCCCAAUCCAAUUGAAAUGGUUCAACGGAUGCAUCCAGGUGUUGGGCCACAACCAAGGCCACGUUGUAACAUUACUGAGUUUAAGAAGAUAGCCUUGGCAUUUGACGGAGCCACAGACCCUUUGGAGGCUGAAAAAUGGUUGACAGAAAUGGAAAAGUUAUUUCCCGUUUUUGAGUGUACGGAUGAUCAGAAGGUGACCUAUGCUACGUUUAUGCUACAAGGGAUAGCUAAUGAUUGGUGGCAGAUGGAGAAGCGCAUACACGAGCAUGAUGCCAACCCCUAUACAUGGGAAAGGUUUAAGAAUGCAUUUAAUGAGAAAUACUUCCCUAGAAGUGUUCAUCUACAAAAACAGAGGGAAUUUUUGAAGUUAAAGCAAGGGAAUAAGACGGUUGCAGAAUAUGAAGCUGAGUUUACAAAGUUGCAAAUUUUCUGUCACUAA